CAGCAACUAGACAACCCAAUUUUACAAGAUUAUCUUAUUUCUCAAGAAGUUCACCAAGUGUUCCAAAACUUCCUGCCAGAGCAACCUCAAGGCGUGUGUUCUCCAUAUCAGCACGCUUAGAGACUUCAAGGUUUAGAACAAACAGCAGCACGUGACAAAACAUCACAAAUGAAAGCACACUGUGUUCACCUCGUCAAGGAAGAAAAAAAGAGAAAGGUGGAAGAGGCAGAGAAAGGAGUAAGAGAAGCGACAGAAGGAAGAGAGUAAGCGAGAGAAGGGCAUGAUCUCGUUGGACAUCAUAUUGCUGGUCUGUUCAAGGAAGAUGCGGGACCAAGGUUUGGAACCAGGCUGUUGGCAGACUGUAGGAACCGGGCAGCUAUCUGUGAAUCCAGAAAGAGAAACGGGGUAACAAAUCAAGUCUUCAAAGAGCAAAGCCGAUUUCAACGACUGAAGGGUGUUCUCCAGGCCCACAGGAGACACUCGUGUCCUCACCAUGGCCAUACGUCUCAACCCUCCCAUCGCCAAUCCUCUUUCCUCUGUCCGGGUGAGAUCAGAUGGGACCGGCCAGCGCACAUCAGCAAGUCACCCCCUUGGAGACCAGGAUGCCCACCUCCCCUUCUCCAGCUUCUACAGUCCCAGGAGACUACAGCAGACGCGUGUAUCAAGGCGUGCGAGUCAAGCACACGGUCAAAGAUCUACUGGCUGAAAAACGGUCCCGGCAGACAAGUAACUCAAGGUUUAAUGAGGCCUGUGAGGUGCCGAGUCCCUGGAGCUUCAGCAUCCAGCCAGCGCCCCAGCUGCUGCUGACCACCAUGUCGGAGAAACCGAAGGUGUAUCAAGGUGUCCGGGUGAAGAUAACGGUGAAGGAGCUGCUGCAGCAGAGAAGGGCACACCAGGCAGCCUCAGGGGGAACCCUGCCUGGGGGCAACGGCGUCCGCCUUUCAGACCCAGGCCCACCAUCUUCUGCAGGGCUGUAUUUUGAGUCUGAACCGGUUUCUUCCAUGUCCAAUUAUUUUCAACCCCAAGAAUUUUCCAGUUGUGUUUCUUGUGAAGAAAAUACAAGCUGCCUCGACCAGAUCUUUGAUUCCUACCUUCAGACAGAGACACACCUGGACCCUUCGCUCAAUUCCACUCAGAGCACUCCCCACUAUUUCCCUGACAGCUUCCAAGCUGCCCCUUUCUGCUUUAACCAGAGCCUGACCCCAGGAUCGCCUUCGGAUUCCUCCACUCUGUCGAGUUCCUUAGACUACAGUUACUCGCUGGCUCAGCUACCUUCAUGUGCUCCGGAGAAUUACAAUUCUCCCCCUUCUCUGGACACCAGAAACUGUGGCUAUCCCUCAGAAGACUACUCCUACUCACAUUUGCCCUCGUACACCCAGUACGACUGCUUCUCCUCAGCCAGCACCUCAGUCUGCUACUGUGCAUCGUGUGAGGCAGAACACUUGGACACCCUCAGAGCAGCAGAGUAUUUUUCCUAUCCCGGCACAGACUAUGUGAACUUGGCCCCCUCAGCGGCCACAGCCAGCGAGUUCUAUAAGAAGGGAACAGACUGGGACAUCUGCUAUAGUUAAUGGCAAUUACAUUAAUUUGGAACACGGCGUGAAUAUCUCUGUCUUUCGGCCACACCAAAUGACAACUCGAAAUAUGCAGCCUGUUAACAAAAUAUCACAAAGCCCGGUUCCCAUGUCGGAUUUCCGAUGUUCUGAUGCUCACUUAGGCAUUAAUAUGAAGUCUUUCAGACCUGGUCAUUGUGCCAGUCCUACUUUGUAUGCUCACAGUUAAAAUUGUUUAUAGGGACUGUUCAGUUGUUUUACUUUUCUAUGUA
Molecule: messenger RNA, 1825 nt
Organism: Zalophus californianus (California sea lion)
Lineage: Eukaryota; Metazoa; Chordata; Mammalia; Carnivora; Otariidae
Exons: 11
Coding region: 555-1571 (338 amino acids)
Cellular component (GO): cytoplasm
Molecular function (GO): DNA binding; POU domain binding
Source: RefSeq, a predicted model, not a curated record